Saccoglossus kowalevskii is the source of this 1944-nucleotide messenger RNA. RefSeq names its product inactive C-alpha-formylglycine-generating enzyme 2-like. NCBI's taxonomy places the organism in Eukaryota, Metazoa, Hemichordata, Enteropneusta, Harrimaniidae. The record is from RefSeq and is a predicted model, not a curated record. Gene Ontology annotation, cellular component: endoplasmic reticulum.
AUGGCAGCGUGGACGGACGUGUAUCGUGCGGGGCUCGUGUUUAUGUGUGUAAUUAUUUUAACUGAGAGUAAAACCGAUAAAGACACAUUAACAGAUGCUGAUCUCAAGAAAUUUGAGGAGAUGGUAGAAUUGAAAGGUGGAAAAUUUAUUAUGGGAACCGACGAACCAAAUGCACGAGAUGGUGAAGGCCCCUCCAGAAAAGUUACCGUAAAACCAUUCAAAAUAAUGAGAUAUCCAGUGACGAAUGCUGCUUUUAGACAAUUUGUUAAAGCGAAAAGAUUCAAGACGGAGGCAGAACGUUUUCAAUGGAGUUUUGUUUUUGAUGCUUUUGUGAGCGAGGAAGUAAAAGCUAACAUAACAGAGAGGAUACCAAACACUCCAUGGUGGGUUCCGGUACCAAGAGCAUAUUGGAGACAGCCUGAAGGUCAGGGUAGUACGAUCACAAAAAAACUAAAUUGGCCGGCAGUUCACAUUAGUGCGAAUGACGCCAAGCAAUACUGCCAAUGGAAAGGAUGGAGGCUGCCAACGGAACCUGAAUGGGAGUAUGCAGCUAGAGGAGGGCUUGAAUCGAAGAGAUAUCCAUGGGGUGCAAGAUAUGACAAUAAGAGAAUGAACAUAUGGCAGGGUAAGUUUCCUGAAGAAAACACUAAGGAAGAUGGUUACCACGGAUCAUCCCCAGUAGAUGCAUUUGAACCACAAAACGAUUACGGUAUGUAUGACAUGGUCGGUAACCUUUGGGAAUGGACAAGUACAAUAUUUAAAUCACCAAACCAAGAUUCAAAUCCAGAGAAUCCUAUGCUAGUAUUGAGAGGAGGCUCGUACAUUGACUCAAAAGAUGGCGCUUUUAACCACAUGGCUAGGGUGACUACAAGGAUGGGUAACACCGCUGACGCAGGCUCAGACAACCUGGGAUUCCGAUGUGCCUCAAAUGUAGAACGUGAAAAAUACAAACCCAUAUCUACCCCUCCUAAAGGGAAAAAGGCAGACAGUGUGAAGGCAAAGACAGAAAAAGUAGAGCUCUGAAAACACUUUUAUUAAUUUGAAACAGUUUUCUUGAUACACUUUCACCUUGAUUUCUUGUAUUUUGUAAUGUCUGACACUAGAGGGCAGCAUUUAUUACUUUAGGUCUUUGAGAUUAGUUUAUUUAUUCAACAUGUGUUGAAAUCUUUCACAGGAGGAUGUCACCUUUACAGUUCGAUUUUAUUCAGUCUGAUGGAAUAUAUUAUUGGCAGUCUUUUGAAUUUUAGUUUUAUGAAUUAUUAAUUUUUACAAUUUGUUAAAAAACAAAAAACAGACUGUCAUAAUAAAGUUUGUGAAAGACUACUUCUCUAAGUCAUGUGACUUUACUAGGUUAAGUGUCAUGUGCAUAUAAUUACAGUACACAUAGGCUAUAUUGGUAUUCAAGUAUGUCUGCGAUUGGUUUCCUAUACUGUACGCUCAAAUUCAUGACUUUAGAUUUUAUAACUCAAGGAUUACACAGGAACUCACCAAAGUUUUCAACAUUUUUGUUGCUACAGCAACCAGCAAUUUUUGUUUAAUCACAAGAAUUUGUUUGACUUGCUGUAUUUUCUCAAUUUACAAAGCAGUGGGGGAAGCUGAAAUCAGAUAGAAGAUUGUUCCUCAUUGGCUAUCACGUUCUAACUACUUACCUGCCUAGCCAAUCAGCAGAAACUUUAUGUUCCACUACUGUUAAACCAUUGGUCUAUUUAUUGUCAUGUCUAACCAGUACUAGAUCAUAUAUUUCAGAGAAAUACCACCUUGUACUAGGGAGUUCACAGAACCAGUACUAGAUCAUAUAUUUCAGAGAAAUACCACCUUGUACUAGGGAGUUCACAGAACCAGUACUAGAUCAUAUAUUUCAGAGAAAUACCACCUUGUACUAGGGAGUUCACAGAACCAGUACUAGAUCAUAUAUUUCAGAGAAAUACCACCUUGUACUAGGGA